CCGGAAGUGACGCCAGACAGUUCAUAACAGGAAGACAAGUGAAAACUUGAGGAAAUAGUUUUAUAUUGGAUUUAAAAGGCCGCAGUUUGAGUCUGCAGUGUUGUCAUGAGUGUGGACUGGCUCGGCUUCGGCUAUGCGCUGCUGGUGUCAGCAGGAGGAGUCGUGGGUUAUGUCAAAGCAGGAAGCGUGACCUCCAUGGUUGCAGGGCUUGUGUUCGGCCUGUUGGCAGCCAUCGGUUCUAACAUGACAUCUCACAAUCCCCGGAAUUCCUGGCUUUUGCAAGGCACUGCAGGGACUGUGGCCGCAGUGAUGGGACUGAGGUUCCUCGGAUCCUUCAAGUUCAUGCCUGCUGGUUUGAUGACUAUAGCAAGUCUUCUUCUCCUGCUAAAGAUCUUCGUGGGUCGGUCCAGGUUGUCGUCCAAUAACACAUAGACAUACUCAAACAGACUUUUUCAGCUUGUAAAUACUUUUGAUUAUGAAACAACAUUCCCUGCUGUCUUUCUCUAUUACAGUCUUCUAUUAAAAGAUAUGAAAAGAGAGAAAACGCUAUUUGAAAAGUGUUUUUUUUUUUACAGAAUAUUGCU
This is a messenger RNA of Salarias fasciatus (jewelled blenny), 584 nucleotides long. Its product is annotated as transmembrane protein 14C-like. The coding region runs from base 106 to 432 and encodes 108 amino acids. The transcript has 5 exons. NCBI's taxonomy places the organism in Eukaryota, Metazoa, Chordata, Actinopteri, Blenniiformes, Blenniidae. The record is from RefSeq and is a predicted model, not a curated record. Gene Ontology annotation, biological process: regulation of heme biosynthetic process. Gene Ontology annotation, cellular component: mitochondrial membrane.